This is a messenger RNA of Orbilia oligospora ATCC 24927, 1437 nucleotides long. RefSeq lists its product as uncharacterized. NCBI's taxonomy places the organism in Eukaryota, Fungi, Ascomycota, Orbiliomycetes, Orbiliales, Orbiliaceae. The coding region runs from base 1 to 1437 and encodes 478 amino acids. The transcript has 2 exons. The record is from RefSeq and is a predicted model, not a curated record. Gene Ontology annotation, molecular function: protein binding.
AUGGUAUUGAAGAGAAAGCAUUCGUCGGCGGAAGAGUUGCUCGAAUCCCCGAAGCGGUCGAGGCCGGUUGUCGAAGAGACGACGACACCGGUUUCAUCUCACGGAGAUAUAUUCUCCUUUUGUCCAGCCGAGAUCAAAAUUCAGGUCUUCAGUUUACUCGAUGAGGCAGAUACUGCAAAUCUGUCGCGGUGUUCGAGGUCCUUCUAUGCGUUCUCAUGGGGACUGCGUUUUAAAUCCGUUAUUUUGGAUGAGAAAUCAAUCAAAAUAUUCCAAACUGGGGGAUUGGGUGAGCAUGGCUGCCAUCAUAUAAGCUCCGUGCGUCUUGGGAAGAAAUAUAAAUGGUCCAAGAAUGCAUCUAAGCUAGGGGCCUAUUUCUGUGGCGAUAAAAUCGACACGAACGGUGCUUUAGAUCAGAUGCGAGCGGUUUUGGCUCUGUUCCCGAAUCUUCAACGAUUGUCACUAUCCUAUCAUAUAUCUACUGCAGCCGAAAAUAAUACCUAUGUUGCUAUUUUCAACGAAAUCUCUCGCCAUCCGACAAUGUGGAGUAGUCUUGAAUAUUUGGGAAUUGAAGCUGUUAAGGUACCAGAAAUGGAUCCUAAGGGGUGUUAUCAAAAAUCGGGCGAGCUAUACGGAAAGCUUUACUCGGAACUAUCGGUUGAGAACCAGAGGUUUCUUGGAGAUAAAGUGGCGGAUGGCGAGGUUGGGAAACUAUUGAAAGAAAGAUUAGAGACUCAGGGUUUUCCGAACUUGAGAAAGGUUAAAAUAGCAGCCAAUUGCCUUGCUGGACCUAUGUCAGAUCCUAAAUCCGCCUAUAUGAAGCGGACGGGGUUUUAUUAUAUUCCGCUGUUGUUUGCACCUCAAUUGCAGACCCUCACUGUCGAGACAACAGAUUCAUGUCAUAUUUUUGAUAUAUAUGGGUUCACCGUGCGCGACGACAUGAAAGGUCGAGCAAAGGCAGACUUCGAAGCGGGACUUCUUGACGUAUUCUCGAAGAUCAAAAAGCUUUCACUCACCACAUAUGACUCGCCAAAACCGAAAGAUAUUCAAAGAAUUGCGUACAGGUUUCCCAAUUUGACAACUUUAAAGAUCAAAAUGUUUAAUGACAGACCUUGCGACGGAUACACCAACAACCGUAUACCAUAUACGUCGAUUAAAGACCUAAAGCACCUGGAGACUUUAAACCUACCAUGGCCUAGAAGUGAGGAAGGAUGUUUUAAGAUAACGAGGUUACAAGGACAGGUAAAAACCUGGAAGCAAUCUGGGUUGGAUUCUUUGGAGAUUAUUGACUUUCGGGGCAAAAAGGAUAAGGCGACAGGAUUUGCGAGGGUGUGGUCUGAUACUCAUGCCGGUUAUCGAAUUCGGUUUGGGGCUGUAUAUCCGUGUGGUAAUACGUCUGGGUAUGAGGAUAAUCAUAGGAGAAAACUAGCAGCAGCUUGA